Jaculus jaculus (lesser Egyptian jerboa) is the source of this 2184-nucleotide messenger RNA. It is a transcript of the gene Sult4a1, whose product is annotated as sulfotransferase family 4A member 1. The record is from RefSeq and is a predicted model, not a curated record. Gene Ontology annotation, cellular component: cytoplasm. The transcript has 7 exons. Gene Ontology annotation, biological process: sulfation. Bases 27 to 881 code for a protein of 284 amino acids. Gene Ontology annotation, molecular function: sulfotransferase activity. Lineage: Eukaryota; Metazoa; Chordata; Mammalia; Rodentia; Dipodidae.
UCGGGGCGCGGGGCGCGGGCGGCGGCAUGGCGGAGAGCGAGGCCGAGACCCCCAGCACCCCGGGGGAGUUCGAGAGCAAGUACUUCGAGUUCCACGGCGUGCGGCUGCCGCCCUUCUGCCGCGGGAAGAUGGAGGAGAUCACCAACUUCCCGGUGCGGCCCAGCGACGUGUGGAUCGUCACCUACCCCAAGUCCGGCACAAGCCUGUUGCAGGAGGUAGUCUACCUGGUGAGCCAGGGGGCCGACCCUGACGAGAUUGGCCUGAUGAACAUUGACGAGCAGCUCCCCGUGUUGGAGUACCCUCAGCCUGGCCUGGACAUCAUCAAGGAACUGACAUCUCCCCGCCUCAUCAAGAGCCAUCUCCCCUACCGCUUCCUGCCCUCUGACCUCCACAAUGGGGACUCCAAGGUCAUCUACAUGGCCCGCAACCCCAAGGACCUGGUGGUGUCCUAUUACCAGUUCCACCGCUCGCUGCGCACCAUGAGCUACCGCGGCACCUUCCAGGAGUUCUGCCGGAGGUUCAUGAACGACAAAUUGGGCUAUGGCUCUUGGUUUGAGCACGUGCAAGAGUUCUGGGAGCACCGCAUGGACGCCAACGUGCUUUUCCUGAAGUACGAAGACAUGCACCGGGAUCUGGUGACCAUGGUGGAGCAGCUGGCCAGAUUCCUGGGUGUGUCCUGUGACAAGGCCCAGCUGGAGUCCCUGGUGGAGCACUGUCACCAGCUGGUGGACCAGUGCUGCAAUGCCGAGGCUCUGCCUGUGGGCCGGGGAAGAGUUGGUCUUUGGAAGGACAUCUUCACCGUCUCCAUGAACGAGAAGUUCGACCUGGUGUAUAAACAGAAGAUGGGGAAGUGUGACCUCACAUUUGACUUUUAUUUAUAAUAACAGAAACCGCGAACUUGCAUGCUCACGGUCCCCAGACGCUGUCCUAGCUAAGUCCUGUAUGCAUUCAUUUACUCCUUGCCGGACACACUCUGGAGGCCGCGUGGGAACAGCGGGGGGAUGAGCCCGGUGGAGAGAGCUGAGGAGUGUGACGCCGCCCCGCAGAGCAGCUGCCUCCCCUUUGGCGUUCGACGCCUGCACACGUCUGAGACCGCAGCUCUGGUGGCCGGUACCACAGGUGGCUCCAGUGUCCGCCCUGUACACCCAUCUCUCUUGCUGUAUUUUAUAGAGCUUUUCACUGGAAGUCUAAAUAAAUGUCAGUCAACCAAACUCAAGUUCCUUUCCAAGGGGACGCAGGAGCGAGCCACGCCCAGAUGGUAGGAAGAUCUCGGGGUUCGCUGUGUUUCUGUGGUCAUUUCUGAGGCACAGCCGUGCCCCCUCACUUCCGAGAUCGCGGCGAGAACACAGGAUGGGAGGCUGCAGGGGAGGGGAGCAGGAGGCUGGUCUAGCCUGUGGCGCUCGGCCCUCUGUGACCUUCCUAGCACCCAUCAGGACCUGUCCCAGAUCCUUUUCAGAGAGGCUCUUCCAGCAGGCCGUCUAAGCCCAGUGCAGAAGAACCUGCGGGACUUUCCAGAAGGGAAGCUGGCCUGAGGUGGCGCAUAGAGCGAAGGCGGCUCUGGCGUGUGGAGGUGGUGCAGUGUGAGCUCACCGAACCCCAAGAAGUGGCAUCUGCUACAUGCUUACCUCUUGUUCCCCGAGGCAGUGACGUACUCCUACUGGCAAGAGCUGAGGGUCUCUGUCCCUCCACGGGCCCCAGCCGUGCCCGAGCCUCUCAGCUGGGGGAAGCGUGCGGGGACAACAUCCUGCCUGGCUCGCGCACCUGGCGCCCAGCGUCACAGGGAACAAAGGUUGGGUGCCUAUUGCUCCUCCACCCACUCCAUUUUCUGGGUCAAAAUUGGCUGAAGUAAAGGCCAGACAGCCUAGAUGAGAGGUGGGUGACCACCAGGGGGUAAGGGACUGUGCAGACCCACGCCUGUCUCUCGGGAGGCUCAGGCUGCAGGAGGGCCUGCGGUGGGCUGUCCGGGCCAGGUCUGGGCGGACCUGGGUCUGGGGAGAAGCUUGGCCGGGCAUGUGGCUGUACAACGGGUGCGGCCACGUCUUUUCUGUGUGUCUGGGAGGGAGACUGCCUUCUGUGAAAUUUUGUUUCUAUUUUUCUAUUUUUAGUACUGUACGGAUAUUCCUGAGCACUACACAUGGUACUUCUGUGCUUGCUUGCAUCUUUAAUAAAGACGCCUCCCCUGCU